Molecule: messenger RNA, 1617 nt
Organism: Haliotis rufescens (red abalone)
Lineage: Eukaryota; Metazoa; Mollusca; Gastropoda; Lepetellida; Haliotidae
Product: repetitive proline-rich cell wall protein 2-like
Exons: 5
Coding region: 1-1617 (538 amino acids)
Source: RefSeq, a predicted model, not a curated record
AUGGACACAAUCAUGAACUUCAACGAGACCCAGGAGACUCAGGCUCUGCCACACCUUCUAAGCUUGCUGUUUCCUAACACCACACUGAGCAUCGCCUCUGAUAACCACCAGGGGGACUUUCUAGCUUGCAUCUCACGUGGCUACGAUGCUCCUUUGGUCCGAGUAUUUGAAGAGGCGUUCAAGCAAUCGGGAGAGGCGAAGUUUGAGCUGGAGGUUUUCGUCAUUAAAUCCUUGCAGGAGAAGAUGCUAUCGGCUGUUGAUGCCCAAACCUACUCAGUAUUGCUCCGAAGUGACCAUGCGCGGUUCUGGAAAAAGGGAAUAACAGCAAUAUUCCUGACGGACACAGGGAACUACCGAGGGUAUAUGAGUACUUGCUACCAUCAACAAUGUGACAACAUGAGUCGCAUAACGGACGACAUGAUCAUGUCAGUUGCCAAGACAGCUCGCGCCCUCGUAGCAACCGGAAACAAAAUGGCGCCUCCCCUUCCUGGUGACGGUUCGUUCCGAAAGCAUCACUCGUUAACCGUUCAAUAUGCCUUCAUCAAAAUUUGCAUACACAUCACGCAAGUACUGAAAGGUUUAUUUUCUCAAUGGUGUAUCUUUUGCCUUCCCAAGGCAUCUACCAUCCCUCCUACCAUCCUCCCACCUACCAUCCUCCCACCUACCAUCCCCACCUACCAUCCUCCCAUCUACCAUCCUCCCACCUACCAUCCUCCCACCAACCAUCCUCCCACCUACCAUCCUCCCACCUACCAUCCUCCAACCUACCAUCCUCCCACCAACCAUCCUCCCACCUACCAUCCUCCCACCUACCAUCCUCCAACCUACCAUCCUCCCACCAACCAUCCUCCCACCUACCAUCCUCCCACCAACCAUCCUCCCACCAACCAUCCUCCCACCUACCAUCCUCCCACCAACCAUCCUCCCACCUACCAUCCUCCCAUCUACCAUCCUCCCACCUACCAUCCUCCCACCUACCAUCCUCCCAUCUACCAUCCUCCCACCAACCAUCCUCCAACCUACCAUCCUCCCACCAACCAUCCUCCAACCUACCAUCCUCCCACCAACCAUCCUCCCACCAACCAUCCUCGCACCAACCAUCCUCCCACCCACCAUCCUCCCACCAACCAUCCUCCCACCAACCAUCCUCCCACCUACCAUCGUCCCAUCUACCAUCCUCCCACCAACCACCCUCCCACCAACCAACCUCGCACCAACCAUCCUCCCACCCACCAUCCUCCCGCCAACAAUCCUACCACUUACCAUCCUCCCACCAACCAUCUUCCCAUCUACCAUCCUACCACCUACCAUCCUCGCACCAACCAUCCUCCCACCUACCAUCCCCACCUACCAUCCUCCCACCUACCAUCCCCACCUACCAUCCUCUAUCUACCAUCCCUCCCAUCUACCAUCCCUCCCACCUACCACCAACCAUCCCCCACCUACCAUUCUCUCACCUACCAUCCUCCUACCUACCAUCCUCCCACCUACCACCUACCAUUCUCCCACCUACCAUCCUCCUACCUACCAUCCUCCCACCCUACCACCUCCGAACGCUUUGGGAUGUCCAGUCUCUUGUGGCUUCUUGUGAUCAUCCCGGGGUUGGCCUACAUAUAG